This is a messenger RNA of Rhizopus microsporus ATCC 52813, 1227 nucleotides long. RefSeq names its product thiolase. Gene Ontology annotation, biological process: fatty acid beta-oxidation. Gene Ontology annotation, molecular function: acetyl-CoA C-acetyltransferase activity. The transcript is spliced from 9 exons. Bases 1 to 1227 code for a protein of 408 amino acids. NCBI's taxonomy places the organism in Eukaryota, Fungi, Mucoromycota, Mucoromycetes, Mucorales, Rhizopodaceae. The record is from RefSeq and is a predicted model, not a curated record.
AUGUUUGCUUCUCGUCAAUUCACUCGUAAAACACUUAUUCGUACCUUUGCUACUGCUACCAAAAGUCCUAAUGACGUUGUGAUCGCCAGUGCUGUUAGAACACCAGUGGGUUGUUUUGGAGGUUCUUUGAAAUCUCUUUCUGCUACGCAACUCGGUUCUAUUGCUGUCAGAGCUGCUAUCGAAAGAGCAGGUAUCUCGCCCAGUGAUAUUGAGGAAGCAUACAUCGGUAAUGUCCUUCAAGCCAACCUUGGUCAGUCCCCUGCUCGUCAAGCUGUUCUUGGUGCAGGCUGUCCUGAAUCAACCGAGGCAACGACGAUCAACAAGGUCUGUGCCUCAGGUAUGAAGGCAGUUAUGCUUGCCACCCAGGCUAUCAAAAACGGUGACCGUUCUGUGAUGGUCGCUGGUGGCAUGGAAAGCAUGUCCAAUGCUCCCUAUUAUGCCCCUCGUAAUGCUGCAUAUGGACAUCAACAAUUGAAUGAUGCAAUCGUCAAGGAUGGUCUUUGGGAUGCCUAUAAUAACAUUCAUAUGGGUGGAUGUGCUGAAAAUACUGCCACCAAUUACAACAUCACAAGAGAACAACAGGAUGAGCAUGCAAUUGAAUCUUAUAGACGUGCUGCCAAGGCUUGGGAGAGUGGUGUCUUUGAAAAUGAAAUUGCACCUGUUACCGUCAAGAGCAGAAAGGGAGAGACUGUGGUCAAGAUUGAUGAAGAAUAUACCAACGUAAACUUUGACAGAAUCAAGACUCUUCGUCCUGUCUUCAAGAAGGAUGGUACGGUGACUGCUGCUAAUGCCAGUACAUUGAACGACGGUGCCUCUGCUCUUGUUCUGAUGUCCCGUGCCAAGGCAGAAGCUUUGGGCGUGAAGCCAUUAGCUCGUAUUAUCUCUUAUGCUGAUGCUGCUACUAAGCCUAUUGAUUUCACCAUUGCCCCCGCUUUGGCCUUACCUGUUGCUCUUGAAAAAGCAGGAUUAAAGAAGGAUGAUAUCAGCAAGUUUGAAUUAAAUGAGGCUUUUAGUGUUGUUGCUCGUGUGAAUGAACAGCUUAUGGAAUUGGACCCUAGCAAGGUGAACGUGGCUGGUGGCGCCGUUGCCCUCGGUCAUGCCAUUGGUUCUUCUGGUUCUCGCAUCAUUGUCACCUUGACCCAUCUCUUGAAAUCAGGCGAAUAUGGUGCUGCUGCUGUCUGUAAUGGCGGUGGUGCAGCCUCUGCUAUUGUCAUUCAAAGAGAAUAG